Molecule: messenger RNA, 723 nt
Organism: Lactuca sativa (garden lettuce)
Lineage: Eukaryota; Viridiplantae; Streptophyta; Magnoliopsida; Asterales; Asteraceae
Source: RefSeq, a predicted model, not a curated record
AUGGAGGAUGAAGAAGAAGAAUCUGAAGAGGAAGAGGAAGAAGAGGAACUAGAGGAGGAAGUCUUCACCCCUCCUUACAUCGCCAGGGUGCCUGCGAACCAUGUCGGCUACAAUGGUCCUAAGCCCCAUUGGGCAACAAUGAUCGAGAGGUGGAGCCGACAACAAUGCCAACGAUCACCAUAUGGCGACCAACGUGGUUACUACGAACUCAGCCACAGGGGACCGGCUAAUAGACCUCUCCCCGUCAUGGUCCAGCAUAUCACGAAUUUGGGGAACCAGAGUAGGGAAAUGGCAGAUCAAGUUCGGAAUCUCAAUGCUGUUACAGAAGCCACCGAUGCACGCACCAGGGAGUUGGAAAGGGACUUCUAUCCAGUGGACCAACUUAUCGAGGACCUUGUUGCCGCUCGAGCGGAGGUUGACCCGCGAUUAAGUGAUUACACUAGUCAAAGGGCUUUUGUGAUGCCAAAAACUAUCCUUUACAUUGAUGUAAUGUGGACCCCUAUGAGAAAAAUGCCACCUCGUAGAUCUGCUACAUGCACUGAGAGAACACAGCAAACAAAUUCUCCCCCGCCGACUCCCCAGUAUGAUUCUGUUAUGUUCCAGGUUGCGGUUACAGCCGCAGUGGCAGCUGCAAUGUCCCAAAUCAGCACUGACGGUGCCAGGAGGAUAGGGAGCGGUAUUAACAUCUCUACUCAAGGAGAUAGCCAAGGGCGUUCGAGAUAA